AUGUUCAACCACGAGAAGGGCCCCGGUGGGAAAUGGCGGACGCAAGGCCAAGAUUUGAUGGUUUUUACCGCGGAUGGAUUGGAGGCUAGAGCGAAGGUUGCCGCCUUUGAUAUGGACGGAACGAUCAUCACCCCGAAAUCCGGAAAGGUUUUCCCAAAAGACGCCGGUGAUUGGCGUUUAUUGUUUGACGAAGUGGCACCAAAGCUGAAAUCACUACACGAAGGCGGCGAGUAUAAGAUUGUCUUCUUCAGCAACCAGAGUGGCAUAUCGAAAGGUCAUAUUACUCCUGAGGCCUUCAAGGGGAAAAUUGAAGCUAUCGCGCGGAAACUGGGUGUGCCAAUUCAGGUUUUCCUUGCUCAGUCGAAAAGUCGGUUCCGGAAGCCAUGCACUGGAAUGUGGGAAUAUUUUCUGGAGCACUGCAACGACGGCUUGGAGGUGGAUAUGAAGGAAUCAUAUUUUGUGGGGGACGCAGCUGGCAGACACAAAACCAAGAGCCGCCCGAAGAAAGAUCAUGCGAUGGCGGAUCGCCUGUUCGCCCGCAACGUGGGCUUGAAAUUCUACACGCCGGAGCAGUACUUCUUGGGUGAGAAGGAGGAAGAGCCGUGGGGUCCAAUUUCCUUUGAAGCGGCUGAAUACACGGCAAAGGCUCUACCGUUACUCGAACCCAAAGACUCUUCCUUGGCGAGCCAAGAAAAAGAAGUGAUCGUUCUUGUCGGCUUUCCGGGAUCCGGAAAAAGCACACUGGCGCGGAAGUUGGCUGAAGACCACGGCUACAAAGUAGUCAACCGUGAUACUCUGGGAACAUGGCAGAAAUGUGUGCAGGAGGGCAAGGCUGCCUUGAUGGCUGGCCAGAGCGUGGUCGUUGACAACACCAACCCAGACGUCGAAUCUCGGGAGCGUUACCUGGCUUUGGCAAAGGGGGCCUCCGUACCCUGCCGCUGCAUUUCACACAACAUCCGCUAUCGACUCCUCAGAAAUGGUGGGCCUGAUAUCUCGACGAUGGUACUGCGCAUGCACAACAGCAAGCUAAAGGAGCCAACCCUCGAUGAAGGCUUCACAUCGAUCAUUCGCGCCAACUUUGUUCCGGAAUUUGACAACGAAGACGAUCGCCGCCUGUGGACGAUGUGUCUUAAUGAAUCA
Messenger RNA from Mesorhabditis spiculigera, 1140 nucleotides. The record is from the annotation of a GenBank genome assembly. Lineage: Eukaryota; Metazoa; Nematoda; Chromadorea; Rhabditida; Rhabditidae.